AUGGUCAACCCGAGCGACGCUGCGUCUUCUAUUCGCACGACGGAUCGGAUCACAAUGCCCCUAGGCAGUGGUGUGCAACCUCGGUUUCUGCCACAACAAGCAAGCACCCUCCUCUCACCAGCAAUGAGAAAUUCAGACGAAGGAAUGGUCGACAUGCCUUACAUCGAGGGACCGACACCCGCUGAGCCGCUGGUUGCGGGAACGGCCGCCGCCUAA
Molecule: messenger RNA, 216 nt
Organism: Colletotrichum abscissum
Lineage: Eukaryota; Fungi; Ascomycota; Sordariomycetes; Glomerellales; Glomerellaceae
Exons: 1
Coding region: 1-216 (71 amino acids)
Source: RefSeq, a predicted model, not a curated record